This is a messenger RNA of Camelus dromedarius (Arabian camel), 4474 nucleotides long. RefSeq names its product RAB31, member RAS oncogene family (gene RAB31). Bases 345 to 1214 code for a protein of 289 amino acids. Gene Ontology annotation, molecular function: GTP binding; GTPase activity. The transcript has 9 exons. Gene Ontology annotation, biological process: vesicle-mediated transport. The record is from RefSeq and is a predicted model, not a curated record. Gene Ontology annotation, cellular component: Golgi apparatus; endosome. Lineage: Eukaryota; Metazoa; Chordata; Mammalia; Artiodactyla; Camelidae.
GGUUUUGACAGGAGCCCUGGCUGUCUCCUUUGUUUGUGUUUGUUUGUGGUUUGAGAGGCCCAUCCCUUCUGGGUUAAGUCUUGCAUGCAGCUAUCACUCAACUUCCUAUUUUUUUGGCCCCUGCCACGCCUUCCUGAAAUCUCGGUAUGACCCUGACCCUAGCAGCCACACCCCGGAAAGAGCCACUUCCUGUUGGGCCCCUUGAGAAGGAGAUGGGAAUGCAGACCACUUAGCUGAAGUCUUGCUCACUCCCUAGAGAGGCUGAGGGGCAGGCCCUUUUGUGCCUGGUCGAUUGUCCCUGUUGCUCAGUGAUUACCUGGGGACGUGUUUCCCAUGUAAGGGGCAUGAUUGUCUCUGGCGUGGGCAGAACAGCCUUCUGUCCCUCUGAGCUGCAGCGUCUGGCUCCCUGUGUGGAUGGAGGUGCUCGACAGGAGGGUCGUUCACAGCAGGUGGCAGUUCCAGCAGGCCAGGACACCGGCGUCGGGAAGUCAAGCAUCGUGUGUCGGUUUGUCCAGGAUCACUUUGACCACAACAUCAGCCCGACCAUUGGGGCAUCUUUUAUGACCAAAACUGUGCCUUGUGGAAAUGAACUUCACAAGUUCCUGAUCUGGGACACGGCUGGCCAGGAACGGUUCCACUCGCUGGCUCCCAUGUACUACCGCGGGUCCGCUGCCGCCGUCAUCGUGUACGACAUCACCAAGCAGGAUUCAUUUCAUACCUUGAAGAAAUGGGUGAAAGAAUUAAAAGAGCAUGGUCCGGAAAACAUCGUCAUGGCUAUUGCUGGAAACAAGUGUGACCUCUCAGACAUCAGGUGUAGGCAUCUCGAUACAGAUCUCCACACUCUGGACUUUGCAGUGUCAGAUGAUGAAUUGGACAGGCUGCAGAAAUAUCAAAGUCAGUGUUUUACAGCCUACCUUCUAGAGGAGUUAUUCUCAAGCUAUAGGAAACAAAUGAAUUCAGCAAGAAACGAGCAGAGGCCUGUGUCGAUAAACGUGGCAGCUCUAAGGGAGGUUCCCCUGAAAGACGCGAGGGAGUACGCAGAGUCCAUCGGAGCCGUCGUGGUUGAAACAAGCGCCAAAAACGCGAUCAAUGUCGAGGAGCUCUUCCAGGGGAUCAGUCGCCAGAUCCCACCCUUGGACCCCCAUGAAAAUGGAAACAAUGGAACAAUCAAAAUUGGGAAGCCACCAUCGCAGGCCGGCCGGCGGUGCUGCUGACCUGGGCCGGGCUCCGCUGUGCUUGAGGAAGCCAGAGCCCACCUGCCCGCGCUCUGCUGGAGGGCGUCCCGCUCUCGGGGGCCGGCACCUCACUCAGAGAGCCGCGAGCUCGCCAGCUGGGCAUCCUGGAAGACCUGCAGGGAGCGGGGCAGGGAGUGGCCCUGGAGAAGGAUUUCCAAAAACUGGGAAAACCCAGAACAUCGCCACAAAAGGGCUUUUAGUGCAUGAAAUGCACUCAGAGGAGACGGAUAUUAGGUAUUAAGUAUAGUUGAGUUUUUUGUUAAAAACCUUGAAACACUCCUAAAUUUGUGCAAAAGUCUUCCUGGCUUACUACAUGUGUGAUUCCAAAGUGGUGGUCCACUCUGAUUUCCCGUGUUUUCUAACCAAAUUUCAGGAACUUUUUCAGUGCCGUUGCCUUAGUUGUGUACACAGCCUUCACUGAAAGGUUAAUCUAAGGUGGCUCACCUUUCAGUGGAGUGUGAUUGGACCAUCACUCAAGCUGUAGGCUCGAGCUGUUAAGAAAGUGGAGAAGGAGGUACUAGAAACCAUUGUCUACAUCUCGGACUUUGAUUUGAUGAACAUUUUUCUAAGUUUUGGUCUUAAAAGCAAAGAAACCAAUCUGACUGUAAACUAUCUCAUGUGAUUCUGGGGUUUGGAGGCCUCGUUUGGAAGUCAUUGACAUGGGUACGGGUAAGCAGUGACAGACGUAGGACAUACAUGUGGUUCCAGAGACCUCCUGGUACGCCUCAGCUCCACAGCGAUGCCUUCCUGCACACGUGGAGGGUGUAUUGUUUCACUGAGAGUGCGCCUGGUGUCAUGUCUAGGGGCACAAACCAGCUGGAGGAGGUUUGAAUCUAAACCAUAGGGCAAACUUCUUGAAUAGAUUACAGGAAAGCCAGCCAGAGGAGGUACCAGCUCCUUAAGAUUCUAGACCCCCAAAACUGCAAACUCAGAGAAAGCCUUUUAGAAGACGCCCAGUAUGAGGAGGUGGGUAUUAAGGCCAACCCGAGGUCCAUUCCUGGAAGGCCAGUUAGCUGAGAACAGGCUUCCAUGACACCUUUUAAUUCAGAUUCCUCGUCUCUCUGUUAGUUAAAGAUGCCUGAAUCCAGUGGAAGAAAAGAAGGCCUGGAAAGGAGGAAAGCUAUUCCUGUUGGAAAUUCCAAUCCUAUUUCCAUUCUAACUUUCAUAAAAAAACCUGGGGUCAAGAAGCAGUUGGCUUCCCAUGAGGGUUCAUACUGGGAAGUGAUUCUCAGAGGACAUUCGGGUUGGCGCCUUUCGUGGGGCUGAGACACAGUAAAAACACGGCCUCAGAGGUGGUUGGUCAGCAGCGCGGGGACAGGGCCAGCUGGUACCUUCAAAGCUCAGCAGACGUUAAUUGAAAUCCUAUGAUGUAAAAAUCAGAGAUCAUGAGCUGAUUACAGACCCAGACGCUCAGUAACUGGUGUGAGCUGUGCCCACCGUAUUCUGGACGGGUGGGGACACCAAGUCUGCCAGCAGAAAAAGCAAGAGUCCUUGAGAGACGGGGGCCAAGUUCACACUCUUUCUGUGGACCGCAAUCAAGAAAACAGGUAGAAAUCACAGAUUUAGGUGUGUUUUUUUUUUUUUUUUAAACUCGAGGGUGUGUUGUCAAUUUCAUGUUCUUACUACUUCCCCAGUUUGCAAGAGUAGUUUGACAGUCUUAGGCUGCGAAGGCUGGAAACACUUAUUUUUUGGUUCAAGAGUGCCUCUCAGGUAUCCCAGACAGGUACCUCAAAAACUGUUAGCAAAUGGCACUGGGAUGUCUUGGCAGAGCCUUGCAGAGAUUUUUAGGGUUUGCUCCACUUGUCAACGUUACAGGCUAACGUGAUUCCGCUUGCCGGCCAAGCGACUAGCUUACCUCUUUCCAAAAAAAAAAAAAAAAAAAAAAAAAUUGGGUUGUAAAUGCCAGUGACCUCUUUCCAGGUGACACACAGGCUUAUUUUGGAACCUUUCCUCAUCCAGCUGUCCCCGAGGACCUGGGCUUGUCUCUGGAUGGCUGCUCAGGUUGCCAAGCCAAGGAGGUACGCUUCCCAGCAGAGUCUGCAGCUCUGGGCUGGGGCUUCAGUGCUUGCAUCUUGCAUGAAACAGCUGGUUUUAACCUCCCGUAGAGAGCUACCCACCCUCGAGCCCAGGGUUUUAUUUCAGAAGUACAUGAGGGUGGAAACCACACUUUUGCCUUUCAGUAUGGCCUUAACUUGUCAAGCCCUCAGACGGCAAUGUAUGUAUAUAAUCACUCCUUGGAGCAAUUGAUGGAAAGAGUCCACGGCUCGUGGGUGCGCCAGUGUCCACGUGAACGUGGAGACAGAUGCUCGAGCCACGUCCACGACCAGGCGCUCUGCUCUUCCUCCCUUUGCCUUCACAUCCUUACUGGCUGUUCUAAUCGCUGAGCUGCAACCACAUCCUCUAACGUAAGGGCCGGGAAAUGACUGCUGCUCCAAGAUGUCGAGCAGCCUCCCGGACGCAGCACCCUUGCCCUGAUUUCCCCAAACGUGCUCUCCCCUGUUUUCCUCCCUCCUGUGCGGCAUGUGUGUGUACACGUGCUUUCGUAUUUGUUACACCGACAGGUGAUCCCUUUCGCUGGCUGAGUUUGGCUGUGGCUGUGUGUCACACGUAACACAGGCACAGGCCCGCAGAGGGAUAAUUUCCAGCGGAAACCCCUAGGGUGGCAGUGGCGUCGUGCCAGCAUGUCACAAGUGUGCCUAAUCGACCUGCCAUUUUAUGGUGGAAAGUGGUACAUUGGGGUGCUGAAGAUGAUGUGACCUUGCAGACCACAGAAGGCCGAGGACCUAAAACUAGCCUUCAGGCAACCACAGGGCUGGGCCCAUGGAGGACCAGGGGAGGCUGGGGUGGCUUGUCCUCUGAGGUUAAGGAGUGUGGCCUGUGAGGGCUGGAACCCAUUCCUCUUAGGGGCCCUGCGCCUCACUGCUCUGCACUGCUCAUUGCAACUUGAAUGGGGAGCGGGGUCACGAGCGAGAGGGCUCUGGGCCGUCUUCAGGCCUCUUAGGUUCCGGGUUAACCAUCGUUGUCGAAGCCAGCGUCAGCGCUCUGUUCUCUGGUGUUUUUACAAAGGGCUUCUGUCUGGGCUGGACCCAGUUCUCGCAUAUGGAAGACGCGGCUACAGACUGUUGGCACCUUUGCCCCUUGUAUUCUGUAGUCAAGCAUUGCCCUCCAUGUUGCCCAGUUGUAUCUGUUAUUUUUGGUUUAACACACACUGAUUCAUACUAAUAAAUAUUUUCAGUUUU